GGGGGGCGAGUCGCAGCUGUCAGGGCGUGUGGACUCAAGGACGCGCUUACGCCGAGCGGCGUGUUGCAUGUUUUGACUCAAUUCGACGUGCGUUUCAGGACUUUCUCGAGGCCUUACAUUCGUUCAAUCGACACUGGAGACUUGCCGUAACUUCAUCCCUAUGCAACCACUGCAAGGUGGAUCCUGCACGUGAUAUCUUUUUCUUCGAAGAAGACUCGCGUAGACUCAUUGGGUGCUCGACCGGCGAAGAGCCAUGAGUGCUCUUCUCGAGAUGUUAGCCCUUGUCUGGGACUGGCGAUGGAUCACCACUGCGCUGGUCUUCAUCGUGUCCUACUUUGUCGGCCGUUUCUACCACCGGGUGUCCGAGUACCCCAGGGGGCCGUUCCCUUUGCCGCUGCUGGGAAACCUUCUGAGUGUUCGCAAGGUCAACUUCCCGACCAAGGCAGCCGAAUGGGCCAAGGUCUACGGAGACGUAUUCACACUGUGGAUGUCGCACAGACCCAUGGUUAUGCUCAACAGCUACGAUGUGAUUCGAGAGGCGUUCCUCGACCGCAGGCACGAGUUCGCCGGGCGCUUUCCAACUAAGAUGGGUGCCCUUCAAACCCAGGGACAUCACGACAUCAUGUUCGAGGAUUACAACCCGCGUUGGAAGGCGCUUCGAAAGGUGGCUCUUCUUGCUGUCAGGAAGUAUGCAGUCAGCGAGUCCCUCGAAAAGCUGUCCACAGACGUGGUCGACAAUUACGUGGACUCCUUGAAAGAAGGCCCGCAGGUUGUGGAAUCAAGGGAGCCUUUUCUGAAGAUCCUCUUCACCCUCAUAGGGGUUUCCGUCUACGGCGCCACGGUGGAAGAAGCAAGAAACGAAGUUAAGCGUAUGGAAGAGAUCGAUCGCAGGUUCUUUGAGAUUGCCCCCGAUGGCCUGCCGAGCGACAUCGCACCCUGGUUGGGAGUCUUGUAUCGCCGCAGGGAGAAAGCGAUCGAACGUCUCUUUCACGACUCCUUCGAGAUAUUUAACAAGUUGUUCAGCGCAGCCGAAGAAACUUAUGCACCAG
Rhipicephalus sanguineus (brown dog tick) is the source of this 1049-nucleotide messenger RNA. RefSeq names its product cytochrome P450 1A1. NCBI's taxonomy places the organism in Eukaryota, Metazoa, Arthropoda, Arachnida, Ixodida, Ixodidae. Gene Ontology annotation, molecular function: oxidoreductase activity, acting on paired donors, with incorporation or reduction of molecular oxygen; monooxygenase activity; iron ion binding. The record is from RefSeq and is a predicted model, not a curated record.